Diplodia corticola is the source of this 1614-nucleotide messenger RNA. Its product is annotated as general amidase. The record is from RefSeq and is a predicted model, not a curated record. The transcript is spliced from 6 exons. Bases 1 to 1614 code for a protein of 537 amino acids. NCBI's taxonomy places the organism in Eukaryota, Fungi, Ascomycota, Dothideomycetes, Botryosphaeriales, Botryosphaeriaceae.
AUGGUUGAUUGGCGUGCGGUUGCGAAAGAACGACGAGCAGCGCAAGCCGCCCUCAUCCCGCCGGAGCUGCGUCUCAAAAGCAUCCCCGACGGCCUCGUCAAUGCCGUCGAGUUUGUCGAGUCGUGCGGUCUGCUUUCCGCCGAGGAGCUGCAGCUGACGGCCAUGACCGACGCGCGCGCCUUGGUCGAGAAGCUGGCGUCCGGCGCCAUCUCGAGCGUGAGGCUGACGACUGCUUUCAUCAAGAGAACCGCCAUCCUGCAGCAGUUGAUCGGCUGCUGUACCGAGAUCUUCUUCGACGAGGCCAUCGAGCGGGCGAACAAGCUUGAUACCCACCUGGCCGAGACGGGGAAGCUUGCCGGGCCGCUGCACGGGGUGCCAGUGUCGGUGAAGGACGGGUUCAAUGUCAAGGGUGUGGACACCGCUGUUGGCUGGGUUGGACUCGUUGGCAAGCCAGCCGCGGAGAACGGCCCCGAAGUCGACUCUCUGCUCGGGCUCGGGGCAGUGAUUUACUGCAAGACCAACAUCCCGCAGUCGCUGAUGAUGUCCGACUCGUACAACCACGUCUUCGGCCAGUCCGUCAACCCCUUCAACCGCACCCUCAUCUCGGGCGGCAGCUCCGGCGGCGAGGGCGCCCUCGUCGGCGGCCGCGGCAGCGUGCUGGGCAUGGGAACCGACAUCGGUGGCUCCGUCCGCAUCCCCGCCGGCCUCCAGGGGCUGUACGGCCUCAGCCCGACCAUCGGCCGCGUGCCAUUUCUCAAAUCAGCGCGGGACCAAGAGUACGUCGUCCCGCCCGUGGCCGGCCCGCUCACCCACAGCCUUCCCACCCUAGAGCACUACCUGGACAGCCUUUUGGCCGCGCGCCCGUGGGAGACGGACCCGCGCCUCUUCCCCAUCCCGUGGCGCAAGGAGCUGGCGACGGCGCCGCCCGAGGGUCGGCGGUUGAAGCUGGCUUUUGUCUUCGACGACGGCGUCGUCAAGCCGCAGCCGCCAGUAACGAGAGCGAUUCGGGAGGCGGCGGACAGAGUGAGAGUCGCCGGCCAUGAAGUUGUCGAGUGGGACACCAAGAAGCAUGAAGAAGGCGUGCGGCUGUGGUUCAAAGCGGUCCAGGCGGAUGGCGGAAAGGGGUGUAGGGAGCUCUGCUCGCUGGUCGGCGAGCCGUUGAUCGAGGGCAUGGUCGUCGGGAAAGAAAGUGACUAUCUCGACGUCGCGGCUCGUCAACAGCUCUCGCUUGAGAAACUGCAGUACGAGAGGGACUUCCUCGCGCAAUGGAACGCGGCGGGCAUCGAUGCCAUCGUCAUGCCUCUCUUCCCUUGGGUCAACUACAAGCCCAAGACGUGGGUCAAGUCCAAGCAGUGGCUUGGGUACUCUGCGCUGUGGAACCUGUUGAACUAUGCCGCCCUGGCCGUUCCCGCCACGAGGGUCGCUGCGGAGCUGGACCAGCCUGGGGAAGAGUGGAAGAAUCAUGUGCCGCGGAACGAAUCGGACAGGUUCAAUCAUGAACAAUAUGAUGUCAAUCUGGUCAAUGGUAUGCCCGUGGGGCUGCAGAUUGUCACCGGUAGGUUCGGGGAGGAGAAGGCUGUUGCAAUCGCAAAGAUAUUGGAAAGUCUGAGGUGA